CUGAGACUUUCCAUGGUGCUUGCCAAACGAGCCGGAGCUGGCAUCGCCGGCAGGAGCUCUGAGGUGAGUGGGCAAAGCUUUGGAGGCCAUUGUGAAGGUAGUGAUUUCGGGGAGGAUUAAGAGAGAGAGAUAGUGAGAGGGAGAGAAAGAAUGCAGAAGACGAAGUUGUGAGGAAGGUGGGAGCGGGGUGGUGGAGGAGGAGGAGGAGGAGGACAGAAAGCUGCUACUGUGGAUCCGCGACAGUUAGUUAGUUUAGGUACCUUAAGGUGUAUCAACAGCACAGCUGAAACCGGGAAGUCAGAAUGGAGGGGUAGGCUGGAAACUGGAAAAGUGCUCUAAAAUGGACCAACGGGUAGUCCUUUUAAUGAUGAUGGAUUUCUCGCCACGACGCCUGUUAGGGUGUGUGUCUGUGUGUCUGUGUGUUUGUGUGUGUGUCGAUCGAAUUGGUAGGUUGGAUAAAGGGCUGGUCGAUGUCGACAGAUUGCCGUCAUGGACCCAAUCAUUGGUGCGACAAGACACAACCAGCGACCAGGGGAAGAGCGGGGGAAUGCGAAGGGAAGAGGGGGAGGUGGACGGUAAGUUACUUACUGUAGAAUGGGGAGAAUGAGGAGGGGGGAGGAAGAGGUAGUUAGAGGAGAGAUUAGAGAUGUAGGAUCAAGAGCAGAGAGAGAGGAAGAGGGAAAAAA
Aspergillus japonicus CBS 114.51 is the source of this 686-nucleotide messenger RNA. RefSeq lists its product as uncharacterized. Lineage: Eukaryota; Fungi; Ascomycota; Eurotiomycetes; Eurotiales; Aspergillaceae. The record is from RefSeq and is a predicted model, not a curated record. The transcript has a single exon. The coding region runs from base 368 to 607 and encodes 79 amino acids.